Messenger RNA from Marmota monax (woodchuck), 4773 nucleotides. It is a transcript of the gene Opcml, whose product is annotated as opioid binding protein/cell adhesion molecule like. The transcript is spliced from 7 exons. Bases 672 to 1709 code for a protein of 345 amino acids. Gene Ontology annotation, cellular component: neuron projection. The record is from RefSeq and is a predicted model, not a curated record. Lineage: Eukaryota; Metazoa; Chordata; Mammalia; Rodentia; Sciuridae.
AGCGCGGGCCAGGCUGGCCGCGAGUUUCCGACCGGGCUGCGGUGAGGACAUCCACGGACCGGAGGAUCUUGGUCUGCACCGGCUGCGUGUCCCAGCUUGGAACUUUUUAUCGCCUUCGGGUUCCAGAUGCGAGACUUGGGGCUGGUUUAUAAAUAUAUCUAUACAUAUGUGUGAUCUAAUAAAACAUUUUCUCCUCUCCUUGAAGCAGGAGCUUUUUAUGACAUCUCCUUUAUGUCAGAGACACUUGCCUUCUUUGGGUUAUAAACUUUUGAUGCCAGACCUCUGCAGAACGUGCCCAACUGAAUCUUAAAGUAGCAUCUUGAAGAGAGAGGCAGAAAAAGCGCAAUCUGUGACCUUCAUCCUUGCACCUUCCUUCUUUCUCUCCCUUCCCAGCUGUCUACCCCCUCCCCAGGGGAGCGUGGAGAAAGCUCUUUUUGGAUGCAGGAGGGGGCAUCUGGUUCUGCUAAGCUGGAAAGCUGAGGCAGGAAUUGAGGAAGAAUUAUUAGACUCCGGAGAGCCUGGACUCUUUGCUUCUCCUUCUUCCUCCUUUCUGCUCCUGGUGUGCUCUCUUUUCCUUUCUGCCCACACCACUUCCUGAAACCGGCUGGUGUGCGUGGCGGGGGACCAGGACUGUGCUGCUGUCGAGUUCUGGGAAGUUGUGUCUGUCAAGGAUGGGGGUCUGUGGGUACCUGUUCCUGCCCUGGAAGUGCCUCGUGGUCGUGUCUCUCAGGCUGCUGUUCCUUGUACCCACAGGAGUGCCCGUGCGCAGCGGAGAUGCCACCUUCCCCAAAGCUAUGGACAACGUGACGGUCCGGCAAGGGGAGAGCGCCACCCUCAGGUGUACCAUAGAUGAUCGGGUCACUCGGGUGGCCUGGCUAAACCGCAGCACAAUACUCUAUGCUGGCAAUGACAAGUGGUCCAUAGACCCUCGUGUGAUCAUCUUAGUCAACACACCGACCCAAUAUAGCAUCAUGAUCCAAAACGUGGAUGUGUAUGAUGAAGGUCCGUAUACCUGCUCUGUUCAGACAGACAAUCAUCCCAAAACUUCCCGGGUCCACCUCAUAGUGCAAGUUCCUCCUCAGAUCAUGAACAUAUCCUCAGACAUCACCGUGAAUGAGGGAAGCAGCGUGACCCUGCUGUGUCUUGCUAUUGGCAGACCAGAGCCAACUGUGACAUGGAGACACCUAUCAGUCAAGGAAGGCCAGGGCUUUGUGAGUGAGGAUGAGUACCUGGAGAUCUCUGACAUUAAGCGGGACCAGUCUGGGGAGUAUGAAUGCAGCGCCUUGAAUGAUGUUGCCGCACCCGAUGUGCGGAGAGUAAAAAUCACUGUAAACUACCCUCCCUAUAUCUCAAAAGCCAAGAAUACUGGUGUUUCGGUUGGCCAGAAGGGUAUCCUGAGCUGUGAAGCCUCUGCGGUCCCGAUGGCUGAAUUCCAGUGGUUCAAGGAAGACACCAGAUUAGCCACGGGCCUGGAUGGAGUGAGGAUUGAGAACAAAGGCCGCAUAUCCACUCUGACUUUCUUCAAUGUCUCAGAGAAAGAUUAUGGAAACUAUACUUGUGUUGCCACAAACAAGCUUGGGAAUACCAAUGCCAGCAUCACAUUGUAUGGGCCUGGAGCAGUCAUUGAUGGUGUAAACUCGGCCUCUAGAGCGCUGGCUUGUCUGUGGCUCUCAGGGACCCUCUUUGCCCACUUCUUCAUCAAGUUUUGAUAAGAAACCCUAGGUCCUCUGAGCAACGCCUGCUUCUCCAUAUCACAGACUUUAAUCUACACUGCGGAGGGCAAACCAGUUUGGGCUUCUUUUUGUUCACUUGUUUCUGUUCUUCUUCUUGAUAUAUUUUUGGUUUUUUGUUUUUCUUUUAAUUGUGAUUUUUUUUCCAGUUGGAAAGAGUGGGAUUGGGGGGAGGGGUGGGCAGGGUUCUACCAUGUGUAGGAUAAUCAUUUAUUGGUGUGUCCCAAAAUGGAAUCUGCUCCUGCAAUCUUGGCCCUUCCUUUUUGUCUGCUUCUCUUCCCAUAAUCAUUACAAGCAAGCAACUUUCAUGCACACAUACAUGCAGACACACACACACAAACACAUACCCCAAAACAUGAGUUUCAUGUGAGCAAAGAAAAUGUGCCUCAUAAACACCCUGAAGACACAACUUGAUUAAUAAUAUGAUACACAGUAAGAGUUAUAUCCAUGUGUCUUGUUACUUCUGUCUCUUGAGCAUUGAAUCAUUUUCUUGAUUAUAAUGUACAUAUCUUCCAUUCAAACGAUUGUCAAAUCUCAUUAGGGUCCAUAUCUUUUCUUUCUAGAGAGUUAUCUCACUAUAUCCAAAUAUGUGUAUUUGUGUAAGCCACACAUAUACACAAACAGACACACAUACAUAUUAAAUCUUGCCAACUUCUCUAAUCACUUUGCCCUAUUCAUUUUUCUACUAGCUGUGAGCAUUAGAAGCUAGGGGCUCCGCAUGCAACUAAAAACUAAACAUGUAGAAGUCAAGUGACCAAAAGAAAAACAACAACAACAAUUAAAAAAAUGGGGGAAGUAUAUUAAGGGGAGUACUUCUCUUUUAUAGCACAUAAAAAAUGAUCAAUAGAUGGCUGUUUAGGUUUUAUCAAGUGAUCUAUAAAAGUAAUCAUAUGGUUAUUCAUCUACCCAAUUGUCUGAUUUAUCUCUCCAUCCAAUUGUCUACCCACCUGUCUUUCUCUCUAGUGAUCUAUUUACUCUAUUUAUCAAUCUAUCAAUGUAAUUAUCUAACAUGUUUUUUUUAUUUCUCUCCCCACUACUAUCAGUUCAUCACCAUAUUAAUCUCUAAUCAUAUUGUGUCUAUUAUACUUUAUUUUGUCUCUCCUCUACCAUCAACAGACAUUGGCAUCUUCAAAAUUUCCUAUCAACUUAUCAUGUGAAAGCCAAUGAUCUCACAGGCUAACAACAUAGAAAAGCUGUACCCUGUGUCAUGGACUCUUUAGAAUGUGGAAACCCAUCCACCCAAAUUAAACCCUGUAAACAGAUGGACCAAAGUAGCAAUGUAAACCAGUCACUCACUAUUCCCAGGAGAGUCUAUAGUUGCUAAAACAUCUUCUUGGGAAGCAGAUCAGCUCUGGACAAACCUUGAUUAGUACUGCGUUUCCUCUUUCGUGCUCAAAGGAUUGUACUACCAACUUUCAUGCUUCUCUCAGCCUUUCCAGAAAGUGCAUAUCAGGAACUUACAAGACCUUCUUCAAGGCAGAUUUUCCUUAGGAGCAAGAACAUGAAGGAAAACACACAUCUGUGUCUGCAAUGUAAAGUCAGCAGUCCAUUCUCCAAAGUGGACUACUUCUAAGUGUUUCCUUUCUGUCCCAGUUCUGGUUUGAUCUGUUUGAAAACCAUCCAGUAAAAAGCUUAUGGAGGCCAAUUACAUGGCGGGUGUGUUGAAAACUCUGGUAUUUGUUUCAGGAAGCUCUUCUGAGCUGAGGGCACUUGAGCAACUGACUUAAUUUCUAAGUACUUGAUUAACACAACACUGCAAACAGAAGGGGGAAAGUGUAAGUGACACAGUUUUCUCAGAUACAGGCUGCUUCUCUAAUGGCUUUGGGAAGGAUGUCCCCAGCUUCCUGUGUUCCAAUAGACCUAGCAUAUAAAGAAGAGUGGACCAGAUCUUUCCGCAUUCUCCUGAAACAAGAAGGACUCAGCCAACAAGGGAGCCUGAGAUUCAAAAAAAAAAAAAAAAACAGCAUUGAAAACCACAUGAGGGCAUGAGAAAGAGGGGAUGCUUUUCUAUGCAUCAACAAUGACUUUCUUACAGACCUGCCCUGCCUCAGUUGGAAAUCUUUUCCAGGCCUACAUUAUAGAGAAUAAAUAUGAACUCUGUAAUAGAGUUCCAUUCCCUUAGUGCUUAAUUGAUCUCUUCCUCCAACGUAAGUGCCCUCUUUGUGUUUUUCUGCUAUGGCAACAUGAAUAUGACACCCAGAGUGGGGAAAUAUAUGUACAAUUGAAGAUUGCCUUGGCAUAUGGAAAGCUAGGCACUGUCAUAAGAAGUAGAGCUAAUGGGAACAAAAUUAAUAUUGCAUUUGCCAGUUGUCAACAGGCAUCUUUUUUUCCUAGUGCGCUACUAGGAACCAGGUUCUGGGAAUAUAAGUGAUGUGCCAAAAAGAGCCUAUUGAUUACAACUUCCAGAGACAAUCAUGAGCUGGCACAAACUCAGAAUUAAGGUCAGGCAUGGACGUUUCAUAUCUAUUCCCACACUCAGCAUCUGGAAUUGGGUUGUGUCAGACAUUUUAUGAGAAAUAAAUGUGUCAUUUGAGUGUUCUAUUGGUACUAAAUUGUUACUUUGGAGUAAAAUAAAUGUGAAGGCUUUGGGGAGUGGAUGGUGUUGGAGAACAUGGUGCUUGGAAUGGACAACCUGUACCUGUUCCUCACUCUAAGAACUGUUAUGUUGCAAGGGGUCCAUCCUCUGGCCAAGUAGAUCAUUGUAUGCUUUCAAACCCAACAAUACUGGGCUUAAGGUCACCAUGGAACUCUGCUCUGUCUUGUUCCACUGGAUAUUAGGAAACAUCUCUGAUGGAUACCUAUUCCAGCCAUGUUUCAGAGUGAAAAGUAUGCUAAGUCCAAUCCUCUUCUUUCUAAAAUACAGAAAACCAAGAACAUAAGACCCAAGGCAACUGGGAUACUGGAAGUGAAAUGACUUUUCAUUUCAGUGGACAUAUUCCAGCUUCUGUAUUAUUUGAAUCACUUAGGUCGGAAUGGCUCCAUGGGAUGAGAGCUGUUGCCCAAUAUCUUGAAGUAUAUAGUAAAUGUUUACUAAAGAUGGCAU